Messenger RNA from Diaporthe citri, 582 nucleotides. RefSeq lists its product as uncharacterized. The record is from RefSeq and is a predicted model, not a curated record. Gene Ontology annotation, cellular component: cytosolic large ribosomal subunit; ribosome. The transcript has 4 exons. Gene Ontology annotation, molecular function: structural constituent of ribosome; rRNA binding. Lineage: Eukaryota; Fungi; Ascomycota; Sordariomycetes; Diaporthales; Diaporthaceae. Gene Ontology annotation, biological process: cytoplasmic translation. Bases 1 to 582 code for a protein of 193 amino acids.
AUGAAGUACAUUCAUUCCGAGGAGACCCUGGAGAUCCCAGAGGGAGUCAAGGUCCAGAUCAAGGCCCGACAGGUCACUGUCGAGGGACCUCGGGGCAAGCUGGUCAAGGACCUGUCCCACAUCGCCGUCAGCUUCUCGACGCCCAAGAAGAACGUCAUCGCCAUCCACAUCCACCAUGGUGUCCGCAAGAACGUCGCCGCCCUCCGAACCGUCCGCACCAUCAUCAACAACCUGAUCGUCGGCGUCACGAAAGGCUUCAAGUACAAGAUGCGAUACGUCUACGCCCAUUUCCCCAUCAACGUCAACUUGGACAAGAACUCGGACGGUGUCUACGAGGUUGAGAUCCGAAACUUCAUCGGCGAGAAGCUCGUUCGCAGAGUCAUCAUGCAGUCCGGUGUCGAUGUCGAGAUCUCCAAGGCCCAGAAGGACGAGCUGGUCCUGUCCGGCAACUCCCUCGAGGCUGUCUCCCAGUCCGCCGCAGACAUCCAGCAGAUCUGCCGGGUGCGAAACAAGGAUAUCCGAAAGUUCCUUGACGGUAUGUACGUCUCGGAGAAGGGCAACGUCGUCGAGGAUGCGGCGUAA